Molecule: messenger RNA, 2656 nt
Organism: Pelagomonas calceolata
Lineage: Eukaryota; Pelagophyceae; Pelagomonadales; Pelagomonadaceae
Source: the annotation of a GenBank genome assembly
UGUAAGACACUAGCAAGCUCUGCGCCUCCAAAUCGCCCGUACUGCACGCAACGCAAGCAAAUAACAGCUGACGGCACGCGUCUGUCAUCGCUCAGCACGCACAGACGCGACUGCGUGCACGACAGCGCAUCACACGACUCUCUGCAGCCACCAGAGAGCACACUGCCCAAAAGCAGCAAAAAAGAAGCGCGCACGAGCGCGCACUGAGUCGGUCACAAGCGCGGAGCACGCCUUCGCCACAGCACUGAGAAGCAGCAAGAAGAGAGCGAUGUGGGGCCGCGUCGACCUAAAUUACGACCCCGACGAGGCCCGAAAGGAACAAGAAAAACUCAGGGAGGAGUUCGCGAGGAACUGCCAGAUCGCAAGCGAGAACCCCGACUGGCCGUCAAACCUCUGCAAGGACGAGUGGCCCCGGCCGCCCUCUUCCAAAGUAAGUCAACGGGCCUGGGUCGAGAUCAAAGGUGGUUUGAGACGCAAGGUCCAGCCUACUAAACAAGGGCGGAGAGUGCGCUUCGGCGACACGGUCGCCGCGCGCCUCGCGUGUUCGUCCCAGAACGAGGUGUUUUCAUCUAUAGAGGACGGUCGCUUUUUAGUAGGAGCGUUAGCAAUCCCUCGGUGGCUGUCGUGCGCCGCAGCUUCGUUAGUCGAGGGCGAGCGGGGCGACUUCGAGGCCGACGACGCCGCGCUGCCCGCGCGCUUUGCUGUUGAAGGUCUGAUUAGCUUCGAGCUGGAGAUUCUCGAAAUAGUAGCGGUAGUACAAAAGACCGAGGACGCGUCGGGGAGACUGGGCCAGGGCUCCGUCCUGAAACAGACCCUCAAGGAUGGUGAAGAACAUUGGCGCCGGCCGACGGCGCGGUCCGACAUCACGUAUUCGUUACAAGCGCGAUAUGUUCCGACGGGAUGGUGCUGGCCGGGCGACGACGACGCCGUAUUGUUGGUAGGAGGCUGCACCCGCGAAUCAAUGGAUGAAACAAUAGAAUCAAGAGCUUGUGCGGACCCCAUGCAACGUAAGGCGGAACCGUUACGCGUCGCCGCGGAGGCCUGUGCGAAAGGCGAGACGGCAAUCGUAGCUUUGCUGGAUGAGGCCUUCGAACUUAGUUUGAUAGAUUUUUGCGAGGUCGAAGAUUGUUUUCCCGAGCGAGCCGGUGCUAUAUCAAAAAAAAUCAUACAGGCGCCCGACGGAUCGCGCGCCGUGCCCUCGGACUUGGAUGUGGUUGUGGUGCGCGGCGUCGUCAAGGCUAGAGAUUCCGGUACAAUAGCGUGCGCCUACGGGACAGGGGAAGGUACCGUAUCCUGGCGGCUUGAUGAAGACGCGUCGGCGACCUUCGACAGUGCGUCGGAACUCAAAGCGCCCCUGUGUCGAGGUAUCGAACUCGCGAUAAGGCGCAUGAGUAUCGGAGAAACUGCGGACGUUACCAUACAUGCCCCUGAUCUAUGCUUUGUGCGACCGCCGUCGACGGCCUGCGCGCCGACCGCGCCGCGCAUUGACGACUUACAAGCGUUUCAUUAUGGAGGGGAUCGAGGUGCUUUAUCGGCGGUAGCUGAUAGUAGGUGCUACUCGUGCCCCUUGCAAUGUCGUCUAGAAUUAGUGGCCAUACAGCGGUUCAACGCGUCGAGCGACGGCGACGCUCUCCAGCGGUGCGAAGCACGACUAGCAUUAGCCGAGGACGCCAAACAAAGAGGUUCCCAACAUUACGACCGGUCGGCCUUUGCGCGAGCGUCGCGACGCUACGGCGACGCUCUUAGACAAAUAGAGGACGCCGCCGACGCGUUAGAGCACUUCGAGAACGAUCCGGAGAAUGAGUUCGACCCCAGUGAGCCAUCUAGAUACUGCAAGGCGGCGCUAGAUCCGAUCAUCGACACUCCUUCAUCAGAUUUUGAUUAUGAAGACCUCCCGCGGCCGCCGACCUUCGACGUGCCCGACGUGCCCAAGGCGGAGGAUUCGUUGCGGGAGAAGCGCAACCGACGGUAUGCGGAGCUCCAAGCUCGAUGUCUGGAGUUGGAACGGUUGUGUCGACUGAAUCGGGCCGCGUGCGACCUCAAACGGUGCGAGUACCAACGGGUCUGCGACGAUUGUCAUAGCGUGCUGAAGGACGACCCGGAAGACUUGAAGGCCUUGUUCCGGGCUGUGUGGAAAUCAAAAUUUACGGCGCGUUCGUGCUGAAUCAUCGCGUCGACCUCCACGCCAUCGACGCGACGCCUGCUCGAUAGCGUGGCGGUGCCGGUUCCUCGCCGCUCGACGGAGCACCCGACACACUGGUUGAUUUCCACACAGGUUCCGGGGCGGCAAGGCCCUAGUAGGUAUUAAGGACUACGACGGGGCGCGCAGUUUAUUUCAUCGCUGUUUGGACGUCGACGCGGACUGUAAGGACGCGGAGAAGAUGCUGCGGCACGUCGCGAAACUGGAGGCGGGCAACGGUACGAUGAAGGGCGCCUUUCCCCCGGCCCGGGGCCUCGGCUUCAACCGGCGGCCGCCUGAGAAAGCCGGGGUGGCGCACGACCGACCUGACGUUGAGGGAGAACAGGGCGGCUCGAAGCGCGCGUCGUCGAUGGUCGACGAGGCGGACUUGCCCUUCAAGGCGCGCGCCAACGGCAGCGCGCACGCUUUGAGGGAGAUGCGCGCGAUGCUGGAUGAUGACGGCGUGGACUAGGUUUA